CUUGGCCAACAAAAUUGGAAUUGGAUAGCAGAAAUUGUCAAAAAACUUCAAAGAAAAAUAGAAAGAUAUAUAUUUCAAAAUAUCUAAGUAGUUAUCAAUUAGAACCAACCAAAAGUAGUGGCUGAGUUAUCCAACAGCAGGGAAGGCAUGGAUAAGUGGGCCCCAUAACUUCCUUUUCCUUUUAUUAAAUUAUGUGUAUAAAGUAUGCAGUUCUAUCGUCUGCUUAAUGAUGCCCACUUUAAUACACAAUUGAAAAGAAGGGUUGACUAUGGCUUCCAGUUCUCUAUUUUCACUGAACUUUGCUUCCAUCCCCUCCACAAGUUCCCCCACCAAACAUCCAUUUUGUUUUCAUUCUUACCUUCCCUCUAUUUCUUUUCAAUACAGCAACAAGAAGAGAGAAUUCCCAAUUCCUUCUGUAGCUUCAAUCCCAUACGAACCGAUAAAUGUAGACUACUUGGAGGAAGAAUUCAGUGGACAUGGAGUAACUUUCGAAGAUAUUGGCGACAGCUACAUUGCCAAGAUGAAAUUGGAGAAUGGGAGUGCAGCCACCCUGAUGCUUCCAAGUGGCCUGAUCACAUCAUACAAGGCACAUAUGUGGCAUGGUGGCACAGUUGAACUGCUGCAAACAACUGUCUCCAAGGGGGAAGAUGGUAAUCCUGUCAUACAAGGAGGGGUAUCCUUAGCCUUCAACUUUGGAAGUGAUUGUGAAACUUCAUGGUCUCCAAGCACUUGGGCUGUUCAUGCCAUUAGAGGUUCUCCUCAAGACUCUAUUCAGGUUGAACUGAUAAGCACAGAUGCAGAAGAUAUGGUUGAAAUAAGACACAUUAUGAAUCUGGAAGAAGACACCUUAAGCUCAAAGGUCACUGUUUCAAACUCAAAUUCUUCAUCGAUCCAGUUGAUGGGAUCCCUUAUAAGCCAUCUAACAGUAAGCACACCAGAAGCGACUUAUGCAUGUGGUUUAGAGGGAUCAAAUUUCUUUAACAGGCCUAUGUUCUUGUCAAAUUUGAGCAUAGUUCCUCCUGACCUUGGCCCAGAAAGCAGAGAUGGUUCUGGGAAACCAAGAGAUAUUGUGAGGCUCAAAGGAUCUGGCUGGGGUGCAAGAAAUCAAAAGAACUCUGAUAAAAGGAACAUCAGGCAAAUAGAGAGCGAAGAAGAAAUGGAGGGUGAAGAGUCUGAUAGCUACAAGCAUUUAACUGAGGAAAUGAGCAGGAUUUAUACCAAUGCUCCGCGGGAUUUCACAAUCAUUGACAGGGGUAGAAGAAACUCAGUUGUCAUAGCAAGGGAUGGGUUUGAAGAACUAUACAUGUUUAGUCCUGGCUCAAUCCAUGAAAGCUUUGGCAUGUACUCAUUCAUAUGUGUAGGACAAUCAGCAAUGCUUAAGCCAGUGAUUUUGCGUCCUGGAGACGUUUGGACAGGUGGGCAACAUUUACAUAAUCCUAAUCUCUGAAUAAUGAUGGAUUUCAAUAGUGAUUGAGAAUAGUGACUUGCUUGUUCGUAAUGAGAAGUAAUGUAACAUGAACCUGCUGAUACAGAAAUCUUAUUGUAUGGAAUGAAAAUUUUGCUGCUAAUGUGAUGACAAGAGAGCAGUAUUUCAA
Hevea brasiliensis (rubber tree) is the source of this 1595-nucleotide messenger RNA. Its product is annotated as protein NDH-DEPENDENT CYCLIC ELECTRON FLOW 5. Gene Ontology annotation, biological process: carbohydrate metabolic process. The coding region runs from base 269 to 1447 and encodes 392 amino acids. The transcript has 3 exons. NCBI's taxonomy places the organism in Eukaryota, Viridiplantae, Streptophyta, Magnoliopsida, Malpighiales, Euphorbiaceae. The record is from RefSeq and is a predicted model, not a curated record. Gene Ontology annotation, molecular function: carbohydrate binding; catalytic activity.